CGAACCUGAGCCGCCCGUGCCGCCUUGAGUCACCGUGCUGGGUCCUGCUGGUGUUUCUUCCUGUGACGGCUUCAUCUGUGAAUAUCUGCAUCAUCUGCGGCCCGGCACGGCUCUCCCUCCACCAUGACGGCCAUGGGACAGCUGGUGUUCGAUGAGUACGGCAAACCCAUCAUCAUCCUCAAGGACCAGGACCAGCAGAAGAGAUUAACGGGUAUCGAUGCUCUGAAGUCUCACAUUUUGGCGGCCCGGAGUGUUUCCUCCAUCCUGAGCACGUCACUGGGGCCCAAGGGUCUGGAUAAGUUGAUGGUGAACCCUGAUGGCGAUGUCACUGUCACCAAUGAUGGAGCCACCAUCUUGAAGAUGAUGGAUGUGGAGCACCAGAUUGCCAAGUUGAUGGUGCAGCUUUCCCAGUCACAGGAUGAUGAAAUUGGUGAUGGUACGACGGGAGUUGUAGUGUUGGCUGGAGCACUGCUGGAAAAAGCAGAAUACCUGCUGGACAAGGGCAUCCACCCUAUUCGUAUUGCCGACGGGUAUGAGCUGGCUGCUAAGAAGGCCAUCGAAAAUCUAGAAAGAAUUGCUGAAGAGUUCCCUGUUGAUAUGAAUAACUUGGAGCCCCUAAUCCUUACUGCUAUGACCACUCUUGGGUCCAAGAUUAUUAAUCGCUGUCACCGGCAGAUGGCAGAAAUAGCAGUGAAUGCAGUCAUGGCUGUGGCUGACAUGGAGACACGAGAUGUUAACUUUGAGCUGAUCAAAGUGGAGGGCAAGGUUGGAGGCAAGCUGGAAGACACUAUGUUGGUGAAGGGAGUGGUAGUAGACAAGGACUUUUCCCACCCACAGAUGCCUAAGGAACUCAAGGAUGUCAAGAUGGCCAUCCUUACCUGUCCCUUUGAGCCCCCAAAGCCAAAGACCAAACAUAAGCUGGAGGUGAGCAGUGUAGAAGAGUACAAUGCACUCUACCAGUAUGAACAAAAGCAGUUCACUGAAAUGGUGGAUAAAGUGAAAGCUGCAGGGGCCAAUCUUGCUAUCUGCCAGUGGGGCUUUGAUGAUGAAGCCAAUCACCUCCUCCUCCAAAAGCAGCUUCCAGCAGUGAGGUGGGUAGGAGGACCCGAAAUUGAGCUUAUUGCCAUUGCAACAAAUGGCCGCAUUGUGCCUCGCUUUGAGGAGCUAUCUCCAGAGAAGCUGGGAACAUGUGGAACAGUGCGUGAGCUUUCCUUUGGUACAACUAAAGACAAGAUGCUGGUGAUAGAAGAGUGUCCCAACACCAAGGCUGUCACCAUUUUCAUCCGUGGUGGUAACAAGAUGAUCAUUGAAGAAGCCAAGCGAAGCAUCCAUGAUGCCCUGUGUGUUGUGAGGAACCUGGUGCGCAACAACAAGAUUGUGUACGGUGGUGGUGCUGCUGAAGUGUCUUGUGCCUUGGCUGUAUCCGAGGAGGCUGAUAAGAUCUCCACCUUGGAGCAGUAUGCAUUCCGUGCAUUUUCUGAUGCUCUGGAAAGCAUUCCUCUGGCACUUGCUGAGAAUUCUGGCCUUUCCCCCAUCCACACCCUUUCUGACUGCAAGGCCAGACAGGUUGCUGAGAAGAACCCAGCACUAGGCAUUGAUUGCAACCAAAACGGAACAUGUGACAUGAAGAAUCAGCAUGUGAUUGAGACUCUUCACAGCAAGAAGCAACAACUCCUCUUGGCUACUCAACUAGUGAAGAUGAUCCUCAAGAUUGAUGACAUCCGCACUCCUGGGGAGUCCUACUCUGUCUAAACUUCCUUGACAACAGAUAGUCCACCUCAGAACUGGUGAUUUUUAAUACACUAAUCUUGGCUCUUCUGCACACUUAAUAUAAUUUACAACUAUGAAACUUACGCUAAGCUUGAUAAAUAAAUCAAACCAGUUUA
Messenger RNA from Portunus trituberculatus (swimming crab), 1886 nucleotides. It is a transcript of the gene CCT5, whose product is annotated as T-complex protein 1 subunit epsilon-like. The transcript is spliced from 5 exons. The record is from RefSeq and is a predicted model, not a curated record. Gene Ontology annotation, biological process: protein folding. Gene Ontology annotation, cellular component: chaperonin-containing T-complex. Bases 124 to 1752 code for a protein of 542 amino acids. Gene Ontology annotation, molecular function: ATP binding; ATP-dependent protein folding chaperone; ATP hydrolysis activity. NCBI's taxonomy places the organism in Eukaryota, Metazoa, Arthropoda, Malacostraca, Decapoda, Portunidae.